Molecule: messenger RNA, 1947 nt
Organism: Paramecium sonneborni
Lineage: Eukaryota; Ciliophora; Oligohymenophorea; Peniculida; Parameciidae
Source: the annotation of a GenBank genome assembly
AUGUUUUUGGCAAUAAAUGGUUCUGCUUUUCCAAUAAGAAAUGAAUUCAGAUUACCUAAAUUGCGAGGUUAGAAAGGUAGUUGUCAAAUAAUAAUAUUUUAUAAAAGGUUUUCGAUAAUCGAAGUCUCGAUUGUAAGAAUAACCAGAGUCUCCAGAUAGAUCAAGUAAAUGUUUGACCAAGCCCAGUAGUCUACUAAAAUAUCAAGUACCUGGUUCUAUGAUUUUGAUUGCCAGAUCUAUGAAGUUUUCAAAAGAUCAAUUCACUCAUAGGUAAAGAGAAAAGCAGGAAAUAAUUAUUCCUGAGAUUUUGGAUGGAUAUAAAUAUUCAUUAGGUUAAGGAAAUAAUCAUGAAUUAGUACAGAGAAUAAUGGAUGGAAGAACAGAAUGGCAUCUAUGCAAAGAAAGUAAUUCAAUGAGUAUAAAUUUCAGAUGGUAAUAAACUAAUAGAGGAUAUAAAUAUGAUAGACUGAUAGCAAAUAGUUAAUUCAAAUAAUGUGUAAAUCACUUUGAGUAACAUUUUGAAAUUUCUAAUAAAUAAUAUCUAUUUCGAAAUUUAUGCUAAUUAUGUGAAGUAAUAUCUAUAUGGAUAAACUUUUAGAAUAAUAAAUAAAAUGUUUUUGAUUUUGUUCCUGUCACAUUUGUUUUAGAUUUCAAUGAUGAAUCAAUAGAUUCUUAAUUUACAUAAUUUAUUAAAUUUUUUGAUAAAUUUGCUCCAAAAGAUAAAAAAGUAGAAUAGUUGCCAAAAAAGUUAUAAGAGUUUAAAAAGAAAUUAAAAGUAUAUUGAAAAAAAUAAAAAUAAUAGAUAUAGAGUACUCCAUAAUUAGAUAAGAAAUUACAUUCUAUACCUUAGAAAAUACCAAAAUGUUAAGAAGGCGAUCAAUAUCUUUGGUUACUUAAACCUACAUUUUUAAAUAGAGGGAGAGGGAUUCAUGUAGUAAAUGAUAUUGAAGUGAUAAUAUAAUUAAUAAGUGAAUUAUAAUUAGGAUCAGCUGAAGAUUUGGAAGAAUAAAAGAAAAAAAAUGGAAUAAAAGCAAAUUCAUUUGUAAUUUAGAAAUAUAUUGAACAUCCUUUUUUAAUUAACAAUAGAAAAUUUGAUAUAAGAAUUUGGGUAUUAGUAACAAUGGAUUUGAAUUGUUAUUUUUUUAAGGAAGGAUAUAUUAGAACUUCAAGUGAAAACUUUACUACUGAUAAUGUUCAUAAUUAAUUUAUUCAUCUAACUAAUAAUGCUAUUUAAAAGUAUAGUGAUAAAUAUGGAGAAUUCGAAGAUGGAAAUCAACUAUCAUUUGAUGAUUUUUAAAAUUAUUUAAAUGAAUAAGGAUUUAAAGUAGAUUUUUAUGGUACUCAUGUACCUAAAAUGAAAUAACUUGUAUGGACAUCUUUAUAAUCAGUCAAAAGAAAAUUAAAUCUAUCAUAAAGAAGAUAUUGUAUGGAAAUAUUUGGAUAUGAUUUUAUAAUUGAUAAUGAUUUUAAAACUUGGCUUAUAGAAGUUAAUACUAAUCCAUGUAUUGAGGAAUCAAGCAGCAUUCUAUAAUAAUUACUUCCAAGAAUGCUAGGUAAAUAAUUUCUCAUUAUAAUUUUAUUAUUAGAUGAUGCCUUUAAAUUGACUAUAGAUACUAUCUUUCCACCUAAAUAUUAAGAUGAUGAACCAAUUGAUUCUAAAUACACUGUUAAGAAAUAUCAAAAUAAUGAGAAUCUUUGGUAAUCUAUUAUAUUAUUUUAAGGGAGCCUCUUGGCUGCUUGGAAUCUCCAAAACAAUAGUCAAAAGCUAAUCUUAUGUAGCAAUAAUAAUUAUUAUAUUAAUAGAUGUAUUACUAAAAUUAAUAAUAAUAAUUUUAACAAUAAAUGCAGCAGUAAUAUCAGUAAUCUAAUAGUUAACAUCAUAAUUAAUUACCAUAUUAUCUACAACCUCUUACACCUUAAUCAUCAUCAUAAUUUUAAUCAAUUUGA